This is a messenger RNA of Metarhizium robertsii ARSEF 23, 621 nucleotides long. Its product is annotated as xanthine phosphoribosyltransferase 1. Gene Ontology annotation, cellular component: cytoplasm. The coding region runs from base 1 to 621 and encodes 206 amino acids. Gene Ontology annotation, biological process: XMP salvage; hypoxanthine metabolic process; GMP salvage. The transcript has 3 exons. The record is from RefSeq and is a predicted model, not a curated record. NCBI's taxonomy places the organism in Eukaryota, Fungi, Ascomycota, Sordariomycetes, Hypocreales, Clavicipitaceae. Gene Ontology annotation, molecular function: hypoxanthine phosphoribosyltransferase activity.
AUGAGUGACGUCGAGAAGAUCUACGUUACCUACAACGAUGUCCACAAGCUGUGCCAGAAGUCGGCCGACCGUCUUCUGGGCGAGUUCCAGCCCCAGCUCAUGAUUGCCAUCGGCGGCGGCGGCUACAUUCCCGCCCGGAUCCUGCGAUCUUUCCUCAAGAAGCCCGGGUCUCCCAACAUCCCCAUCCAGGCCAUUGGCCUGUCCCUGUACGAGUCCCUCGGCGAGGAUACCGAGGUCGAGCAGAUCGGCAAGAAGGUCACCCGUACCCAGUGGCUCGACCUCACUGCCCUGGGCCAGAUGGAGAACCUGGUCGGCAAGCGCAUCCUCAUUGUCGACGAGGUCGACGACACCCGAACGACCCUGGAAUACGCCGUCAAGGAGCUCGAGAAGGAUGUCGAGGCGGCUCGUCAGCGCAUGGGUGGUGACCAGCCCAAGACGGAGUUUUGCAUCUUUGUUCUCCACAACAAGGACAAGCCCAAGAAGGGCGUUUUGCCCCACGACAUGAUUGCCACGCGAUACGAGGCUGCCGUCACCGUUGGCGAUGCCUGGAUCAACUAUCCUUGGGAGGCGAUCGAUAUUGAUGAGCACGACAGGAAUGCCGAGACCAAGAGCGGGAUUUAA